Molecule: messenger RNA, 3016 nt
Organism: Tympanuchus pallidicinctus (lesser prairie-chicken)
Lineage: Eukaryota; Metazoa; Chordata; Aves; Galliformes; Phasianidae
Gene: AMH
Product: anti-Mullerian hormone
Exons: 5
Coding region: 248-2179 (643 amino acids)
Biological process (GO): Mullerian duct regression; gonad development
Molecular function (GO): growth factor activity
Source: RefSeq, a predicted model, not a curated record
AUUUUUUUUUUCUUUCUUUUCUUCAGUUUCCAAUACUGGAUGCUAAACCCAAAAAUAGAACAGAAAAGUUCCUCUGACCCGGCCCUCCCUCCUUUGCAGCGGGGCAGCAGCCGUGUUUCGCAGGGGAGGUGUGUUGUGCCUUGGCCACUCAAGGCCACUGCUUUUAAAAGGGAGCCGUGGGUCCUGCUGCACACAGAGGUGCAUCGGGCGGCUCGGCGGCUGCUCUGGGUGCAGUGGAACAAGGAGGAUGAAGGCGAUUCUCGGGGUGCUGCUUCCAUACCUGGUGCUGCUGCUGCUCCGCUCCGCAGCUCUGCCGAGAAAAGGGAGCCAUGGAGCAGAAGCUGUGCUGGGGCAGAGCCUCUCAGAGGAGGUGGAACUUGGAGCAAAGAAGGAAAAUGUGAGCAGAGCGCGACCCGGCUCGGCGGUGAGACUGAAGAUGGCUGCGGCUUCUCGCCUCCUCCCUGAGCCUGCAGCAAGCUGCACACAGGCCGACGGCUCCAGCUUGCAGCCCUGGCCCCUGGGGGGGCUGGAGGGCCCUGUGUGCCGCCUGAAGAUGGACCGCAGUGAGGUCCACCCAUCCCACGUCGAGGUGGUGGGGGUCCUCACCCGCUACGAAAGCACCUUCAUCAAGGUGCUGCGCGCCGGCUGGAAGCACCGCAGCCCCGAGACCUUUGGGCUGUGCCGGGGUGGAGAUGCACAAAGCGUGCUCCGAGCGCUGCAGCAGCUCCAGGAGCACCUGGCAGGGCCGGGGCUGCAGAGAUUCCUUGUCCUGCAUCUGGAGGAAGUGAAAUGGGAAGCACAGGCCAGGCUCUGGUUCAGGCUGCCGUUCCAUGUGGAGGUGGGGCAGGUGCUGGGAGAGCUGCAGGUCGCUCUGCUGCUGUUCUACCCGGGCAGCCCCACAGGGAGAGGGGCUGAGGGCCACCAGGAGCUGCUGGUGGAGGGCAUGGGGCUGACACAGGAGCAGAGCCUUUGCUUCACUAGGGAUACCCAGUACCUGCUCCUCAGAGCCUCGGUGGCUGCUGUGACCAGCAGCAGCAAGGAGCUGAGCUUCCAGGUGUCCCUGACCAUCAGGCACCGCGGGGAUGGAGGUGCUCCUCUGUCCCUCAUGGAGACCCAGCAGCUCCUCUUUGGCUCGGAUGAGAAGUGUUUCACCAGGAUGACGCCGGUGCUGCUCCUGCUGGCUGGGUCAACACCUGAGGAUGACGCUGCAGCCCCUUCCUCCUAUCUCUCUGCCAGUGGGGUGGUGGAUGUGGCUCCCUACCCACAGCUCAGCCCACCCCAUCCCGGCACCGCAGAGCUGCUGCCCUCCACCACCGCCACCCCAGCCAACACCACAUCCCCAACGGCAGGGGACAGCGGGCAGUUCCUGGGUGUGCUGACCCUCUUCAUCCGCCGGGUGCUGAGCCCCCGCAGCGAGCCGCCCACCCAGCCCAGCUCCCAGCACUGGUUGGACUUCCAGAUGAUGGAGACGCUCCCGCACCAACUGCUCAACCUGUCGGAGACGGCCGCCCUGGAGCGCCUGGUGCAGUCAGAGGAGCCCUCGGUGCUGCUUUUCCCCCAGGAAGGCGGCGUGGGGCUGGAGCAGCAUUUUGGGGACUGGCAGCCGGAGGGGACGGUGCUGCAGCUGCUGAUGGGCAAACUGCAGGCUGUGAUCCAUGAGCUGAGGGACAUCCCGGAAUUCCAAGCCAACACGGGGCUCUUCCAGCACCUCCUGAGCUUCUGCUACCAACCUGCAGGGCCGGCUGCGGGCGGGCAGCCCCCAGGUUCAGGGAAGCUGCACGCAUUGCUGCUGCUGAAGGCGCUGCAAACGGUGCGGGCGCGUUGGCAGGAGAGGAGGAAAGUCCUGCGGCAAAACCGCAGCGCGCGGCACCAGGCGCACUGCCGGCUGCAGGAGCUGACCAUCGACCUGCGCGACCGCAACUUCAUCGUCAUGCCCACCGUCUACGCGGCCAACAACUGCGAGGGGCCCUGCAAGCUGCCCCUCUCCACCCGCGUGCCCGGCUACCACUCGCACACCGUGCUGCUGCUGGGCAUGCAGGAGCGGGGCUCGCCGCUGCAGCGCGCUCCAUGCUGCGUGCCCGUCCGUUACUCGGACCAGCUCAUCAUCAGCGUCUCGGCCGACGGGUUGGAGGUGCGCAAGUUCCCCAACAUGGUGGCGGAGGAGUGCGGCUGUCGGUAGAGGUUCCCACCUGCAGCCCUCGUGCGGUGCUCCUGGCUGGGAUGGGAGCAUCCCUCCGAGCGCCUCUUCCUCCCGGUUUGCCUCCUAGUGUUGCUCUGGUUCUGUUUUUGUUCUGUGGGGUUGUGCUGCCCUACAGUGACCCAUGGCUGCGCCCAUCCCUGAGCCCUUGGGGGCAAAACCCCCGGUUCCACUCUGCUGUUCCAUGGGUCCCGUCCCCACACUUGGCCAUGGCAAUGGCUGCGGUGCUGGGCUUGCUGCUGGGUGCUGCUGUGCUGCUCCCCGCUGUCACCGCUCCCCAGAGCACGGCAGAUCCCAUGACAUGUCUUAACAUUAAUAGUGUUAAUGACAUCAGCACACAGAGCCCGGCUGCCCUGUGCCAGCUCCCAGCUGAGCUCCAUGGAACCCCACCACCAGGCUGAGCCCCUGUGACAGGGGCACAGCCCCCCACCCCCUCCGUCUUUGCUCUGCGUUCUCUCUUCACAACACACAAACGUAUCCAGAAACAUGGUAUAUAUAUACAUAUAUUUUAAGACAUUUAAUACCUUCUUAAAAAUGAACAUCGGUUUGUUUUAACCACUACUGCUUUAGCGAAUACUCAAACCCGCUGCAGUUGGAGUCUCCUGCAGUUGCUGCAGCACUGUGUGGUGAUGCUCGUGUGCUUUCUCCCUAAAAGCAGCUCUGCGGGGCAGGACCUGAGCUCUGGUUCUGAAGCUUUGGGCCUCCUGCACUGGGGCCACGUGUCCACGCUCCAAGGGCAGCCUGGCUUCCUUCACCCAGAAUGCACUUCUCUCUUUGAUUUGUUUUUUCAAUAAAAUCAUUCACUGAAUUAAAGAGCUA